CAAAUACAGAAUUUUCAUUUAUUGAUCUUGAUUUUUGCCCUGAAAUUAUAUUACAACAGCAUAAUAUUAGCUCUAAUAAUAAUAAUGAGUUAAUACAAUUGCCAGUUGAAACACCAAAUAGAAAAAUACUAUUCACCUUUUGUCCACUAAAGUAUCAUAACCAUAUCAUCAAUCUCAUAACCAAGCAUUUUAAUCAACACCCUUACAUUCCUGCAGCCAACAUGCAGUACUAUUCUCCUGAUCAAAUUCAUGAAGGCGCUGUUAAGGAGAUGUAUAUGUACUGCAAAAAUAAUGAUCUCAAGUGGGCAUGGUCAUAUCUGUGGGUGGAGUGGUAUGAUUCAUCUAAAUGGCCUAACUGGGCACGAAGUGCCAAAAAUGAAAUUUCAGUAUUAAAAACAACAAUGAUCAUGGAAUCGCACUGGAGACUUAUUAAACAUAAUUACAUUUAUAAAUUUAAUAAACCACGUGUCGAUUUACUU
This is a messenger RNA of Dentiscutata erythropus, 479 nucleotides long. The record is from the annotation of a GenBank genome assembly. NCBI's taxonomy places the organism in Eukaryota, Fungi, Glomeromycota, Glomeromycetes, Diversisporales, Gigasporaceae.